This is a messenger RNA of Rotaria sp. Silwood2, 477 nucleotides long. The record is from the annotation of a GenBank genome assembly. NCBI's taxonomy places the organism in Eukaryota, Metazoa, Rotifera, Eurotatoria, Philodinida, Philodinidae.
AUGAGCAACACUAUUAAACUAAUUCCUGAUGGUGAUUGUAAUACAUUUAAUCCAACAAAUUCAUCCGAAAAUUCAGAAAAACGUUUUGUUAAUGUAAAUGCUAUUUUAACUGAUUCAAAUGAUAAUCCUUGGGUUGUUGAUUCUGGUCUAUUUGGAAGUCGAACAUUCGUAAAUCGUUCAAAACUUGUUAAGAUUAAUCUUAAUGUAAAUAUAGUUGAACAAAUUUAUUACACAUCAAGUUUAAAUCCACCUCUAGAAUUUGCUUUAAAUGAUGUUAGAAUUGGUUCUCGACAUGCAUAUUUAACUGAAUCUGGUUUAGGUUCAGUAGUUAUUAUUAAUUUAGAAAAUGAUCAAGUACGUCGUGUUCUCUACGAUCAUCCAUCAACAAAAUUUGCUGAUCCAACUAUUGUUCGAAUGGAAGGACGUAUUGUUUUAGAUGUACGAUUUGUUUUUGUUAAAGCAACACUAUUCCAUUGA